Vittaforma corneae ATCC 50505 is the source of this 1170-nucleotide messenger RNA. RefSeq names its product peptide chain release factor eRF/aRF, subunit 1. Bases 1 to 1170 code for a protein of 389 amino acids. Gene Ontology annotation, molecular function: translation release factor activity, codon specific; sequence-specific mRNA binding. Gene Ontology annotation, biological process: cytoplasmic translational termination. Gene Ontology annotation, cellular component: cytosol; translation release factor complex. The record is from RefSeq and is a predicted model, not a curated record. The transcript has a single exon. NCBI's taxonomy places the organism in Eukaryota, Fungi, Microsporidia, Nosematidae.
AUGGAAGCUGAUGAAAUCGAAGUAUUCAAGCAGAAAAAACUCUUGAAAUUUCUUCGUGAUGUAAGAGGAAAUGGUACAAGCAUGAUUUCAAUCAUCAUUCCUCCAAAAGAACAACUUUGUAGGACCGUUCAAAUGUUGACAGAUGAAUAUGGAACUGCCACAAAUAUUAAGAGUAGAGUGAAUAGAUUGAGUGUCUUAACUGCAAUCUCAUCUGCACAGGCUAAGCUAAAGACCAUUAGCAAAACACCCAAAAAUGGAUUGGCAUUGUAUGUUGGUGAGAUUCUCACACAGGAUAACAAAGAAAAGAAGAUAGCAUAUGCUAUUGAGCCUAUAAAACCAAUAAAUACCAGUCUGUAUAUGUGUGAUAGUAGGUUUCAUGUAGAAGACGUCUUGGCACUUUUUGAGGACGAUACAAAGUAUGGAUUUGUUGUCAUAGAUGGCCAUGGCGCUAUAUUUGCUACUCUUCAGGGCAAUAUUCAAACUAUUUUGCAACAGAUUACUGUUGAUUUACCUAAAAAGCAUGGUAGAGGUGGGCAGAGCUCAGUUAGAUUUGCUAGGCUUAGAGUUGAGAAGAGACAAGCAUACGUUAAAAAAGUUGCAGAGAUCUGCACAAAUGUUUUUAUAACUAACUCAGUCUCGAAUGUUGAAGGUAUUAUUCUUGCGGGGCAUUCUGAUUUGAAAAAUGAAUUAAACUCAAUAAUUGAUCAGAGAUUGGCCGUUAUCAAAACGGUUGAUACCAAUUACAGUGGUAAGAAUGGUUUGAAUCAGGCGAUUGAAUUGUGUGAGGACGUACUAAAGGACGUUAGAUUUUCCAAAGAAAAAAAGGUUUUACAAAAAUUUUUUGAUGAGCUUAAUCUAAAUACAGGAAUGUAUUGUUAUGGGUUUAAGGCAACGAUUGGAUGCCUUGAAUCAGGGGCGAUAGACACACUGAUUGUCUGGGAAAAUCUAGAUUCAGAGUACGAAGAUACGCUCUUUAUAGAUUGGAUUGCAGAAAACUACAAGAACUAUGGCUGUAAACUUGUGUUUGUGAGUGAUAAAAGUGGGGAAGGAACGCAGUUUGUAGAAGGUUUUGGAGGGUUAGGUGGAAUUCUUCGAUAUAAGAUUGAUAUAGAGACAUUUGACGAAGAAGAGGAGUUGAGCUCAUUUUCAGCGGAGGAUGAUAUCUUUUAA